AUGGUGGGUGCCUCUAGUGCGCCGCCGUACUUGGCUUGUGAUACGAUUCCUGGCAACCAGCCCUAUUUGCCCGUCAGCUGCGAUAUAUUUGAGCUCGUCAUACAGCAAGAUGCCACAUCCUUUCAGGCAGGCUACUUGGGUCUCGGCGGGCACUUUGCGUCCGUGAUUGGCGACGUUGCUACAAAAUUCGAUGCUUCCAUGUGCACGACUGGGUUUACGAAAUGGUAUGCUUUCCUUGCGCUCACAAUCAGCACAAUAUGGUUGCACGUCGUGGAAUGGGUGCGCUACCCAUACGUACAACAAAUUGAACUGUAUACCGCGAAUGCAGUGAUUUGGCAGCGUGCAGAAGGAGAUACUGGGAAUGUUCCCGCUUUGCUUCCUUUUCAAUUCCGACUCACCGACGAUCUUCCGCAAUGUAUUCAUACGCCAGAGAGCGGCCUGACCUACACCUUGUACGCAAGGCUACACCACCGCGCAGGCCGCGAUCUGCACACCAGCACGGUCAUUCAUCCUACACGAUACACAAUACCAGGCCGCGAAGCGCUGCUUCCUUACGCAGAUAACGACGUCGAAAGCAACGGCGCCGCUCGGCGGUGGAAGACGGUGGAACACGACUACCGCUACUCGCUCUACCCCGUCUUUUGGUCGACAAACGAUCCCAUCAUCGCGCAUUUCUGGCUUGAACGCUCCGUGAUCCGCAAGACAGAGCGCGUCGUGCUACAGGUCCACAUCCCCCCGCCGCACGAGCGCGCCGUUGUCGACGAGAGUUUGCAACUGAAGAGUGUGGAGACCGCCUUGGUCCGCGUCACACAAUCGCAUCCUGCAAAACAGGUCCAUCCAGACGCGCGGAUCCUGGCGCAGGUGCUUGCGAAUCACACCAAUGACCGCUCGAGUGGGAGCACGAGCGCGGAUGCGAAUCCCAGUGCGCCCAUUGUGCACGAAACGCUUGUUGCGCAUGGCGGAAAAUCGUGCCGCUUCCACUCCCAACGGCCCAUCCACCUGUCAUUUGCUCUACGAGCCGUUCCCUACGUCGGGAGCAGUGCCGCGUUUGAUCUUGCUUCGACAGAGCACGGUAUUGAAGGUCACGGUACGUGCGAGACCAUAACGCAGGACACAACAUUGCACAGCGUGCACUUUGUCCUGAUUGUACGUGUUGUUCUUCUGGAUGCACACGAUGUGCACCAUGACAUUGUCACUGGGCAGCUGAUCCGCAUUCUGCCCGGCCCUGCCGGCCUGGAUACCGACGCUUCCGUCGCACCGGGCGAAAGGAAGCACCCUGUGCCCGGUGCAUCUUCAGCGCACGGCAAAGCGGCUGUAACCAGCGACGAGAUGGUCUCUUUCUUUACCGACUACCCCGAAUACGACGGCUACAAUGACGCUAUGGAAGAGAGCGGUGGGCGCGCUACUUCCCUCACGACAGACCUCGAUACCUCGACGCCGUUCCAAGAAGUCAUGAUGCACGAUCCUUCCCACGUUCACUUUGUAUCGACGCACAUGGACGGGCCGCCGCCAAGCAUGCACGAGCAUGUGCUCGAUGCGCGGCUUUGCGAUGAUCUUGGGGACAACCCUAGCUAUGCUGCACAGCUUGCAACGGCAAACUUAGAACAGCCGCCUGGAUUCGACGAGGCGAAUGAGCCGCUGCAAGAGUACGGCUUGGAGAUGACCCCGAUGGAUUACACUGCGCCGCCCGCAGAAGAGCCGCCAACUGCACUGGACGGGCACAGCAGCACAAAUGCGUCAACCCUUCCUCCGCCGUAUGCUGACGCAUCCAACGUGCCAACGCCAGCAGCGUCGCCCACACAGGCCGAUGGGCUGCCCACCUACUCGACCCAGCUUCCCCUAUUUUUCCCUCCAUCGUACGAAGCAUGA
Messenger RNA from Malassezia vespertilionis, 1869 nucleotides. RefSeq lists its product as uncharacterized. Lineage: Eukaryota; Fungi; Basidiomycota; Malasseziomycetes; Malasseziales; Malasseziaceae. The transcript has a single exon. The record is from RefSeq and is a predicted model, not a curated record. The coding region runs from base 1 to 1869 and encodes 622 amino acids.